Messenger RNA from Aspergillus sclerotioniger CBS 115572, 462 nucleotides. RefSeq lists its product as uncharacterized. NCBI's taxonomy places the organism in Eukaryota, Fungi, Ascomycota, Eurotiomycetes, Eurotiales, Aspergillaceae. The coding region runs from base 121 to 372 and encodes 83 amino acids. The record is from RefSeq and is a predicted model, not a curated record. The transcript has a single exon.
GACGUACACCUGAAGUCUGGAGCACAAGGGAAGGAAGGCCGCUGAGGAAAGGGGGAUAAAAAAAGAAAGGAAGGAAGGAAGGAAGGAAGGAAGCGAGCGAGGCAAAGGAAAAGAGGCAUAAUGCGCAGCAAAAAAGGCCUCGAAUUUGGACGGGUGCAGAAAUCGAAUGUUUCCUUCUGGCUGCAGGCGAUAACCUUUUUCAGUAUCGUCAUACGGUAUUGUAUCAUCGUCAUCAUUCAUCGUCGUGGUCGGCAAUGGCCUCGCCCUUUGUGUAGACGGUUGACAUGGGAAGGAAUCUCUCUCCCGAGAAUCUGCUGCACUAACCAGGUUUCGAGUAGAAGAAUCAACGAUCUCCCAUUAGGGUUUGGGUAGGAGUGGUGAAACCGUGCACUGGUGAACUGGUGAACUGGAUUGUGAUUGUCGGGACUGCUGGGCCCCACGGAGACGCCGUCAAUCAUCAGU